Molecule: messenger RNA, 5097 nt
Organism: Cheilinus undulatus (humphead wrasse)
Lineage: Eukaryota; Metazoa; Chordata; Actinopteri; Labriformes; Labridae
Product: DDB1- and CUL4-associated factor 1-like
Exons: 30
Coding region: 159-4895 (1578 amino acids)
Biological process (GO): protein ubiquitination
Cellular component (GO): Cul4-RING E3 ubiquitin ligase complex; nucleus
Molecular function (GO): histone H2AT120 kinase activity; nuclear estrogen receptor binding
Source: RefSeq, a predicted model, not a curated record
UGCUGCCGCCGGGAGAAGUUUGAAAUUAAACGUGAAACUUUUUAUUCCUGAAACGGUAAAUGUCAGCGUUUGUGAAAUUUUCCUAACAAGCAGAAUUUUCACCUGAGACGUCCUAAAGUGAGAAGCGGAGCUUAGAGAAAGCUUAUCUUCAGGCAGAAAUGUCUACACCAGAGGAAUCAUCAGACGCCCCCUCAUCAGCGGGGUUGUCUUCAGCGUUGGCUGCUACGACUGCUACAGCUCCUGCGGCUCCUACCACGGACCUUCAUCCCAAGGAGGAGCUCAGAAAGCUGCUGACUGAGUGGGAGGAAGUGGCGCAUGGCACCACAGAGCAGCUGGUGGCCAUCCUGACUAAAAUAUCUGAGCUGAUUGAACGGGACACAGAGAUGUAUUACAAAGAAGAUCCUGAUCCAUUUGAUGACCGGCAUCCAGGACGAGCAGACCCAGGCUGUGUGCUCGGACAGCUCCUGAAGAUGAUCUUUCAGAAUGAUGAAUUCACUAACGCACUGUUGGACAUCUACAUAAUGACCAGCAGAGAGCUGAGCCUGAACACAGCCGCCUGUCGUCUGUUUCAGAACAUCAUGCCUGGGCUGGAAACCUCCGUCGUCUUCCAGGAGAAGGAGGGUCUGGUUAAUAUGCUGUUCACCUGGGCUCGAGAAGCAGAGCGUCCGCUGUGCAUCUACAGCACAGGCUUGCUCGCCAGAGCCAUGAGCGAUCAGGAAAUAGCAGUCGGCUACCGAGAACAAAACGCUCAGCUGGUACCACUAAUAAUUCAGCGACUACAUGAGCUGCAGCGUGAUGAGGUCAAUAGUAACUUUAAACCCAUUAAGACACCUCAGAAUCUACCUCAGGACUCUCAGGAUGAAACAACAAAAACCUCAAGCCCUUCAGUGGACCAGCAAGAAAAGAAGGAAAGGGAAAACAAGGAAGAGAGGACAGAUAGAGAUGGAGAAAGUAGCCGGCCAGUGUGUUCAAAAUCUUUGUCCCAGCUUGGAUCAUCUCUGAAAAACAGCAGCGGUUGCAGCAGCAGGAGUGGACCCAGCUCCACUAGACUGCUCCCAGACUUUAUUUACCAAGCAAGCCAGGAGUCAACGUCAAGGGAGGCGGAGGACAGGCAGGGAGACGGAGGAGGGGGGAGGAUUCUGACAGUGAAGGAGAACGGAAGGAAGGCUAAGCAGAAACUCAACUUCACCUCCUCCUGCAGGACCGAGGGGGAGGUGGAGAGAAAGGAAUCAAGGGACCAGCCGAGCAGCAGCAGCACCUCCUGGUCUGAGAUGAGCUCCAUCAUGAUUGGUUCAGACUACCGUUUAUCGCCGCUGAGCUCAGCCAUGGAGCAGAGGCUCAUCCUGCAGUAUCUGACUCCACUCGGAGAUUACCAGGAGCUGCUUGCUGUUUUCAUGCAGCUGGACACCCGGUCAUUACUGAUGAAUUACAUCGACCUGAGGAAGACUAGAAAUGUCCAGCUCACCUAUGAUGCACUUCUGUAUCUUGCCUCGCUGCUGCUUCACAAGAAGUUUGCAGCACAGUUCAUCGCUCAUGGAGGAGUACAGAAACUUCUGGAGAUCCCGAGGCCUUCUAUGGCAGCUACUGGAGUUUCACUCUGCCUGUACUACCUGGCAUACAAUCAGGAUGCUCUCGAAAGGGUGUGUACCCUACAGGAUGGCGUAUUGUCAGACAUGGUAGCCUAUGCUCUUUGGCUGCUGGAGUCAUCACACGCUUCAGGCGUCUGCCACGCCACCAUGUUUUUCUCCAUUUCUUUCUCCUUCAGAGCCGUGCUGCAGCUCUUCGACCAACAGGAUGGCCUGCGCAGGCUCGUCAACUUGAUCAGUACCUUAGAGAUCCUUGACAUUGAGCACAGACACUCCAUACUGGGUGAUGACAUGGUUUUCUCCAGUCGACAGACAGCCAAGCACACCUGCAUGGCCCUGCGCAGGUACUUUGAGGCUCACCUGGCUGUUAAAGCUGAACAAGUGAAGCAAUCCCUGCACACAUCAGGAGGCACCAUUGUUCCCCAGCAGCCACCUUUCAAGGCGUAUACGUACACUAGAGAGCAGAUUAUCGAGAUGAUGGAGUUCCUCAUUGAGUGUGGACCGCCUCAGUUCUACUGGGAGCCCGUGGAGGCUUUCUACAAGCUUUCCUGUGUCCCUUUAAUGCUGCAGCUUAUAUCCUUAGCCUGCGACUGGAGGACUUACUACGGCAGAAGUGACACGGUACGCUAUGCUCUUGACAUCCUGGCCAUGUUGGUGGUGGUACCCAAAGUUCAGUUGGUGUUGGCCGACACUGUGGAGGUCCUGGAUGAAACAAAUUCUCCUGUUUCCACCGUGGGUAUGAGCAUCAUUCUGGGUGUUUCAGAGGGUGAGGUGUUCGUCAAUGACGCUGAGAUCCAGAAGUCUGCUCUCCAGGUCAUAAUAAACUGUGUGUGCGCCCCAGACCAGAGCAUGACCACAGCUGGUGCUUUCCCCGUCACCCCACUGAGGUCAUCCCUGCACCUGAAGCAGCCCCCUGCCCCCCAUAACAGAGUGCUGGUCCACAUGUGGCAGGUGGUGCAGAACAACAACGGCAUAAAGGUGCUUCUGUCUCUGCUGUCGGUGAAGAUGCCAAUCACAGACGCAGAUCUGAUCCGAGCUCUGGCUUGUAAAGCUCUGGUUGGGCUCUCUCGCAGCUCAGCGAUCAGACAAAUUAUCAGUAAACUGCCACUCUUCACCAGCAGCCACAUCCAACAGCUAAUGAAGGAGCCAGUGCUGCAGGACAAACGAAGUGAGCACGUCCGUUUCUGCAGAUACGCUGCUGAGCUGACAGAGCGAGUGUCUGGAAAGCCUCUCCUCAUGGGUACUGACGUCUCACUGGCUCGUCUCCAGAAGGCUAAUGUAGUCGCCCAGUCCCGGAUCACCUUUUCUGAAAAGGAACUCCUCAUACUGAUCAGAAACCACCUCAUGGCCAAAGGACUCAACGACACAGCGAACACGCUUAUAAAGGAGGCCAAUCUGCCCGUAACAUCCCUCUGUCCAAACUCCUCCUCCUGUGUCACCCCUCCCUCCUCCUCUGUGAUCCCUAGGACUUGUAGGUUAUCUCGGGUUGUAUCCUCUCCUUCAACCUUAACUACAGGCUGCUCCACAACUCCACAUCGCACCUCCUCGUCUACCUCAGCCCUCCCCCCUCCUCCACCCCCAUCCUGUCAUUCCUCACCUCAGGGACAGAGCUCACAUCUGAUGGGCCGGAUUUUAUUCUCACGGGAGCGACCAGUGACCCCGUGCAACUCAGGGAGAAAACUCAGGGCUUUGAAACAGAAGUCUGACCAUGGUGCUUUCAUACAGACUCCAGCUAUGAAGAAGCAACUGGAGCGACACCUCCCAUCCCCUCCAACCCUCGACAGCAUCAUCACAGAGUACCUGAGGGAACAACACGCCCGCUGCCCUAAUCCUGUCACCACCUGCCCCCCCUUCUCCCUCUUCACCCCCCACCGCUGUCCUGAGCCAAAGCAGAGGAGGCAGGCGUCACCUAACUUCACCGCUCGCCUGGGAAGCAGGGUGCUCUACCCCAAAUAUGGAGGUGUGGACAGAGGGUGUCUGGAUAGACAUCUUAUAUUUAGCAGGUUUCGUCCGAUGUCGAUCUUCCAUGAAGGCGGCUUCACCUGUUGUGCCUUCUCAGCCCGUGAGCGUUUCCUGAUGUUGGGAACAUACUCAGGUCAUGUCAAGUUCUAUAAUGUUUUCUCAGGACAGGAGGAGGCCAGCUACACCUGCCACAUAUCAGCCAUCACACACCUGGAACCUUCCAAGGAUGGAAAGUUACUACUCACCUCUGCUCCCUGGAGUGAACCGCUGUCCGCUCUGUGGACUGUGGACAGCGUCUUCAGCAGAAAACAAUCAUUUGAAGACGAUCACUAUGUGGAGUUCAGUAAACUCUCUCAGGACAGAGUCAUCGGCACCAAGGACCAAGUCGCACACAUUUACGACAUCCAGACGGGUCAGAAGACACUAACCCUGAAUGACCCCGCCCUGGCCAAUAACUACAAGAGGAACUGUGCCACCUUUAGUCCUACAGACGACCUGGUGCUAAAUGAUGGCGUGCUGUGGGAUGUACGGGCAUCUCGGGCCAUCCACAAGUUUGACAAGUUCAACAUGAACAUCAGCGGGGUUUUCCAUCCUAACGGCCUCGAGGUCAUCAUCAAUACAGAGAUCUGGGAUCUGAGGACUUUCCACCUUCUGCACACCGUCCCAGCUCUGGACCAGUGCAGACUGGUCUUCAACAGCAACGCCACCAUCAUGUAUGGAGCAAUGCUGCAGGCCGAUGAUGAGGACGAUGCUAUGGAUGAGCAGAUCAAGAGUCCCUUCGGCUCGUCCUUCAGGACCUUUGAUGCUACAGACUACAAGCCCAUUACCACUGUGGAUGUGAAGAAGAACAUCUUUGACCUGUGCACUGACAGCAAAGACUGCUACCUGGCUGUCAUUGAGAAUCAGGACACGGUGAGCCUGGACACCGUGUGCCGUCUGUACGAGGUGGGCCGACAGAAACUGGCGGAGGAGGGAGACGACGAUGAUCAGGAUGAUGACCAAGACGAUGACUCCUCAGACACCGAUGAUGACGAUGAUGAUGACGACGACGAUGAUGACAUGGACACGGUCGGACUCAUGGAGGCGCUAGCCGAUGACGAGGAUGCAGAAGAAGGGAACCAGCAACACUCUCCCACAGACCAGGAGAUUGCAGAUCUUCUGGGCAGCGGCAAUGAUGAUAACAGCAGUGAUGACAACGAUGACGAUGACUUUGAAGACUCAGAUCAUUCAUUCAGAAGUGAUGAAGGAUCUUCCAUAUUUGACCCUGAAAUCUCAUACUUUGCAGAGCCCUCAGAUGAUGAGUUGUCUCAGUUUCUUCGUGCUCGCAGCAGCAGCUCGUCCCCUUAACCCUUCAGUGAGAUGAUCCUCCCUCUUCUGUCAAAAUGGACUUUAUUUUCCCUUUUAACCUCCAUUUCUCCUUUAACAGGCAAGAAAACUGUGAAUUCACUGAAAUGUACAAAAGUGUUCUAAAGGAUAAGAAAAAGACUGAUUUUAUGUCUUUACUCUGAGGAGAGGCUGCAGUGAUGACUAAUAAAUAUUACCCACAGUU